Molecule: messenger RNA, 522 nt
Organism: Durotheca rogersii
Lineage: Eukaryota; Fungi; Ascomycota; Sordariomycetes; Xylariales; Xylariaceae
Exons: 2
Coding region: 122-445 (107 amino acids)
Source: RefSeq, a predicted model, not a curated record
UAUAAAAAGGCCGCCAGAAACCCGCGACGGAACAGACAUUUGAGCCGGCUCAACAGCGGACAUCUCUCUCCACCAUCCCACACCCUCAGCUUUCGGACACGAAACACCCGAGAACUUCAAGAUGCGUCUUCCUACCGUCACGGCCCUCGCUGCCAUCUUCUCCCUCGGCGCUUCGAGCCCCACGCCCCAAGAGGAGCCCGAGGUCGAUCUCUGCCUCCAGCGCAAGUUCCUGGGCGCCGAGCUGUGCCAGGACAUCGACACUUCGUUCAGCAACGAAACCCUGCCGGCCCUCGGGUGGUACUGCUGCUGGUACCAGGGGCCGUUCGCCCCUCCGCCAGCCCUCCCCGUCUCGGCCUGGCUGACUUUCGCGGAGGACGGAUCGGUAGCCAACCGCUGUUUGACCAGAGGAAUUUGCAAGGAGGGCCUGCCCGACGGCAGGUCCUAAGCGGCGAAUGGGGUGGUUUGACGGGAUAACACGACCCGAGGGAUAGGCCGUGGAACGGAUCACUAGUAAAUUUAUAU